Molecule: messenger RNA, 749 nt
Organism: Cinara cedri
Lineage: Eukaryota; Metazoa; Arthropoda; Insecta; Hemiptera; Aphididae
Source: the annotation of a GenBank genome assembly
AUGCCUUCGCACAUGAACUGUUGUUUCAACAAAUGUACAAAUUCCAGUAGGAGCACCCAGAACCUGUCGUUUCACAAGUUCCCGACCAACGAGAGCCUGUGAGUACCGACUAACAAUAUAAACAUCCGUGGCCGCGAUGUCUCGGCGACGUCAACGUCAACGUUCCGUGUGUUGGUCUUAACAUUUAUUUCUUAUCGUCAUUGUCUAUAUAAUUCACAGAUGUAAACAAUGGGUUGAACUGUGUCAAAACGACAAAGUCAUCCAGAAAUUUAAAAACCACGGUUCUAGCCAAGUUUCCAAGAGUUUUAGAAUAUGUUCCGAACAUUUUAAAAGGGAUGAUUAUGUAUUAUGGACAUCAAAAAAAAAGUGAGUAAUGCUACCAUAUUAGUCGAUUAAUUUGGUGUACUAUAUUUGCAUUGUUUUUCAGAGUGUUACAUAAAGGAUCAAUUCCGACCGGACAGUUGAUAAGUCCAAAAACAACACAUACGAAUAUUGCUACUUGGAGUGAAAUGCGUACGUUGAUUGUUAUCAUUAACAAAUUGAUAGUUAAACAGUUUGUACUUGAUUUAAUUUUUUUAUUUUAGUUACUGAGGAAGAAGAUCCAGUCGCCAAUAACACGGGCUGGAGUCCACGUACGACUCAAACCUUCGAUUUAAAUGGCCCUGGUAGGUUAAAUCGGUGGACUUUCACUUCUAUGUCCUAAUUAAUUAACAGUUAUGUAUUUUCUAGUACCUGAUCAGGGUAAGUGA